Messenger RNA from Adineta ricciae, 1146 nucleotides. Lineage: Eukaryota; Metazoa; Rotifera; Eurotatoria; Adinetida; Adinetidae. The record is from the annotation of a GenBank genome assembly.
AUGAGCUAUUCAGGUGAAACAAAUACAGAAUGUCCUUUAACACCUCUUGAUUCAGCACGUUUUAUUAUGGAACGUGCUCGACAUGUUUCAAUCAAUUUGCCAUCGUUACAAAAACUUGCAACGACGAUUUCUUCGGCAAUGAUGGAUGGAGAAUGUACAACAGAAGAUUGGAUUGGGUCAGAUGUUGGUCCACCGACAGGUGAUUCGACUUCAAUGAUUGAUUGGAUUUUCUUAACAAGUACAUUGAAUUUUUCAUUUUGGACAAAUGAUAAAGAAAAAGGUUCAUAUUGUCGAAAAUACAAAGAUAAACUCUAUCAUGGUUAUGAAGCAAUGUGUGUUGCAAUUAAUCAAGCCAUUUAUGAUGGAAUAGAUAUGUUGAAUGCAGAAUAUUAUUCUCGUAUAACGAUGAAUGAUUUAGAGAAUAUUUUUCGUCCAUUGGAUAAUUCACCUCCAUUGCCAAUGUUAAAUGAAAGAUUGAAAGUUCUACAUGAAACUGGUUCGAUUCUUCUUCAAGAAUAUCGUGGACAUUUUAUUCAUUGUAUCGAACAAAAUGGUGGAAAUGCAAUUGACCUAGUCGAAUUAAUUGUAAAAACAUUUCCUGCAUAUCGAGAUGAAUCUGUUUAUGACGGACAACGAGUCAGUUUUUAUAAACGAGCUCAAAUUUUGGUCAGUGAUAUUUGGGGAUGUUUUAAUGGUCAUGGAAUUGGACAUUUUAUUGAUAUGGAUCGUUUAACAAUGUUCGCUGAUUAUCGUGUUCCACAAGUAUUGGCACAUGAAGGUGUUCUUGUUUAUUCAUCGGAAUUGAAGAAACGAUUGGAAAGAAAAGAAGAAAUAACAUUUGGAGAUUCAGAUGAAUGUGAAAUUCGUGCUGCAUCGAUUCUCGCUGUUCAUCUCAUUGCCAAUCAUGUUAAUGAAAAGAGUCCUCUCGAAAAAGAUACAGGAGAUUUUGGUGAACGAUUGAAUGAACCACUUGUUGAUGUUUAUUUAUGGAGAAAGAGACGACAACAAGCACAGAUUUACGAACAAACACCUUUUCAUCGUGCACCAAUCCGACGACGGAUCCGAGUAUGGGAUUGGUCAACCUGGGAUAAUCAAUGUUAUUUACUGAAUGACAGAAACAAUCAAAGCAUGAGCGUCCUCACAUAA